CUUAAGAAUGUCUACCAGUGUCAAUUAUGCUGUCUCAACAUUGAGUGCCCUCGUUCUCCCCUCAUGCACGAUAUGAACCUCAUUUUGGCUUUCAAAUCACGCUAUUUACUCCGGCAAUCAUUGGCGGUAGAUACACGCCAGAAAUUUUCUACGGUCAUCCCAUUAUAUCCGACUUCUAUGCCAGGUCAUGAUUAUCAUAUGGAGUAGUAUCGUCACUUUGUUGAGGAGGCCUAACUCUGAGUUGGGAAUUGCAAUUGGCUACAGUUUCUUUGAGUGUAGUCGAGUUGCUCUGCGGUUCGCACCAUGUGAAUCACCAGCAGUAGCUCGACUUCGAAACUUGAUUGUAUUUUUUCGCGUAACUAGCUGCUGCGUCAAAAGAUGUUGGCUAGUUUGAACUUCAGUGAGAACGGCACUCGUCCGUCUUGCAAGUCGUUGACUCGACUGGCGCCGCAGUGUCUUGUGGCCCUCCUCUGGUUUGGUGCAACUGUAUCUCAGGUUGAGACUUCUUCGCCAGGAGUCUCGUCACCAGCAUCAGCGACAUCGAAUUCGGCGUGGCUGAUGCCUCUGAGGAACUUCCGAUAUGAGGAGCUGCACGAAAAACGCAAAGACGUGGCUGAAAUCCUAGAAAGACAAGGGCUUCUGACAGUGACUGUUGCUGGCUUUGCCGACAUUAAGCAAAAAGCUUUUGCUGCGAUUCAGAAAUGUGCGCCCCACAGUACCACACGCAAAACCUCGAUGGGGACAAUUGAAGAUGGAGCAGCUGCCGUAGGUCACAAUCGCGAUGAAGCCGGGACGAGCUCUAUGUCUUCGAACACGAACAUUAAAAUUCAGAAAAAGAGUCUAGCUGGAGCCAUGCAAGCGGGUGCAGUCCUUGCGCCCUUUGAGGGCAUUCCACGAAGGCCAAAUGGAGAAGCAAAAGCUGCCUGUGCGGGUUUUCACGACGCUAUGCGACGGUUCCGAGAAGUAAUCCGAAUGGCCACUUUUAAACUUGUUGAAGUAUUGGAUGAGGUCGAUAACGAGCGCGAAGAUGAGUCAAGAGGCGGCCGCCAGCCGCAGAGAAGCGACGCGCAGCUGACCCAAUUGCUGCUUAGUGCAGAACAUUUGGAACACAUUCAUCGCGUCGAAGCCGUUUCGAUAGCAGAGGCAGCAACGAGUUCGUCAACUGAUGGUAAUGAGAGUCUCGCAAAGGCGAGUGGAAGUAGCGCUAGCGCUGCUGCUGUGCGAGGACCAGAGCAACAGGGUCAGGAUAGCCUCACACACGACGCAGGAGCUCAAUCGUCUGUGAUUUCGCGCACGUCACAAGACCAUCCGGGACAAGCCCUCGAAGGUAUGAAUACUGAUGUGCACCCGCUGCACGUCGACGCAGGCCUUCUUCUGGCUAUGACCAAUGUGCAUGAGUCUGACAGUCUAGAUACGAUCAUGGAGGUUGAGCUACCAGAUGGAAGUCGCCCGCGAAUUUUAGUGGAUAAUCUAGACCGUAUUCUUUUCAUGGGAGGUCGGGGCUUCAAUCACUGGCGGGUCGCGCGAAACGUACAGGUUCAUGCUGUCCCGCACCGUGUCUUCUUCGUGCAGCAAAAUAAGCCUGCAGAGAUUAGUACACCUGGAGGCUCUCUUCUCGCAUCUCGACAUUGGUACGGUAUGAUGCUUUUGCCGCCAGCAAAUUUCGAUAUUGGUAGGGAAGGACAUCGCGAAAGAGUACUGUUCGAAGAACUGGGUAAGAUGAUUAAGCGUGGCGACUUUGAGACAGCGCAAAGUCUCGCAUGUGGUCCUGCGCUAGCACUCGAGGAGUGGCAUAAAGAGCACCGAGCGAAGCAAGAGGAAAAUGAAAAAGCAGCCAGAGCCAGCCGUGCUCGUCUCGAGGCGCGCGAUGGCGAUGCGAAUGCAACCGCAGAAUGGCUCAACCAGCAGUUGUCAGAAAGCAAUGGGGCUUUUAGAAGCACAACAUUCCUAGGUGCUGGUCGUCGCCAAGAAAAUGGAGCCGGUAUGAUCACGGCCAGUACAGCUGAAGCACCAGUUCGAUCCUUGUCCGCCACUACUGCAGGGCCUAGAGCUUCCGUGGUAAACGCGGCACCGGCUGCGCCAGUAGUCAUAGGGACACGGAUGAACGCAGCUCCACCGGCUGUCGAAGAAUUCGACGAGAACGCUAGCAAUAUGUACAAUCCUGUCCCCGAAGACGUGGUCGACGAAGAAGAAGAGCAGGAACAGGCAGGAUUCCGCAGUGCCUGUUCCGGUUAUGGGGGUUACUGGUGCUGGCAUCGAUGCAUGUACGUAAAGCAGGCCCCUUUCGAUAGGCACAAGCAGCUGGAAGCACAGCGAUCAGAUAUCGGCAGCUCGUACUCUUACGUUGGUGACGACCCAAACAUUCCUAACGGCGAAACAAGCCUCGGCGAAUGCGCACCGAGGGACUUACAGUGCGUUUAUCAGACGGCGCCGUACCACCAAUGCCGUAAUGGUCAUAGUUGUGUGUUGCAAUGCCAGACGAACAAAAGGGACAAUCCGUUCACCCAGGCUCCUCGAGCAGGAGCGGCCGUUGACUGCCGAAUCACGUCAAGUCGACUUCAGGGUCCGAACCCCGAUGAAGCUGCGCAACAGGGCGACCCCGUGCCUGCGAAUCCUGGUGAGGGUCAGCAACCAGGUGCUGGAGAGGAGGUAGCAGCGGCACAACCAGGUAAAGAAUAUCCAGCUGCAUCUUCGAGUAAACAGAGUCCAUCAGGAGCACCAGCGGCGAACCAGCAAGGAAGUGCUACUGGGAAACGAACGCCCAGAGCGGUGCCUUUCUGCAGAGGCGCGACGGACAUGCACAUGAUGGGCUUCAAGUCGAUCUUUUCCUCCGAGGUCGCGGAGUGCAUGAUGCUUUUCCACCAGAGCCUUUUACUAGAUUCUUGGUGGAAGUUUCUUCUCGGAUUUCUCUUCAUCGUCUCUUUCGGAAUUGCAACCGAAUUCGUAGUCUCUGUCCGCAGAAACGCUGACCCUGAUCUGCGCACUUUCAAAGGAAAAGCGUAUAAGGUACGAGAUUCUAUUGAUACUGGGAGAUGACAAUAUUCUUUGCUUUGCUGGAUAAAGAUAAAAACAAGGUAAGUAAGUGGUUAGUACUUUGCGCCACUGUACUAUCAUGAUUCCGCCACUCGAACCACUGUCGGCUGUCCAACAUCUUACCUUCAAUCCACUUAUCUACGCAAAAAUUCAGGUCUCUCUUUUCGCCGGAAAUAUGUUUAUCGGCUAUUUGGUCAUGUUGAUUACAAUGACUUACAGCGUUGAGCUGUUCCUUGCUGUGAUCAUCGGCCUGGGCAUCGGGCAUUUUGCCUUCAACAGUCAAGCGCCUGUAGGUGAGAGUGUAACAGCAUGUUGCGCCGGACGCAACAAUCCCCAGACCUUGCGUCAAACUCUCUUUGCUUUGCAGGAACAGGAAAAUCGCAACACUUUAGAAGGAGCAGAGGACCAGGAGGUAUAAUGCAAAUAGAAAUAUUACCAUUUAUUUUUUUCGACUUGGAGAAAAACUUUAACUUUGUUUCUCUUUCAGUCCUCUUUAUAAGUGAAUGUUCCUUCGUCGUGUUUUUUUCUGGAUUCUUUAUUCCUAACUUGGGUGACUCGCGGUCAACAACAUGACGGUUUGUUGGCAAUGACCACACCCAGGACCACAAUUCUUUACGGCAGGCGUUUUUGUCGGCUGAUCACGCAGCUCCGAUCUUCGGUGCUUCCUCGUCAGCGGCUGCGAAUCGAAGCGCCGCAGCGACUAGCAGUAAGCGAGUGCCUGGCGACGAGGAACGCGUGGUCAUCGGUGUACGCGGCAUGACCUGUGGUAACUGCGAACGGACUGUACGGAAUGCUUUGGAGGCUUUGAACUGUGUGAGACAGGUUCACAGUGUCUCCUAUGCGACGCAGCGCGUGGACUGUACGAUCGGCCACAUUGAGGAUAAGGGAGUAGUAGCCGAAGAAAUCGAGUCACUUGGGUUUUUGGUCAAGGACAAGAGAUGA
Molecule: messenger RNA, 3975 nt
Organism: Amoebophrya sp. A25
Lineage: Eukaryota; Dinophyceae; Syndiniales; Amoebophryaceae
Source: the annotation of a GenBank genome assembly